AUGAAACCACAGUCCAGGUCGACAAAGAGGCAGGCGAAAUCACAUCGCCGGUCAAGAGCGAGUCGGAUUGGCCUUGGGCCUGCGAUCGGCGAGCCGUACACCAUCUUUUCUCGCCGCAUGAAGAUAUGGAUCACCUUCAUGGCGACGGUGGCCAGUGUUGUGUCGCCCAUGACGGCCCACAUCUACUUUCCGGCGCUGGACGCCUUGGCCGAGGAGCUGAAUGUCUCCAACUCACUCAUCAACUUUACCUUGACGUCUUAUAUGAUUUUCCAGGGGCUCUCACCGACGAUAUUUGGUGAUUUCGGCGACAUGGCAGGCCGGCGACCCGCCUUCACCGUGGCCUUUAUCAUCUAUCUAUUUGCCAACAUUGGUCUCGCCUUGCAACGCAACUACGCCGCCCUCCUCGUGUUACGCUGUGUCCAGUCGGCAGGCAGCAGCGGUACCCUCGCGCUGUCGUACGCCGUGAUUGCGGACAUCACGCCAACCGCCGAGAGGGGCAAGUACAUGGGCUUUGUCAGUGUUGGGGUCAAUAUCGGACCCGCCAUUGGCCCUGUCAUAGGAGGAUUGCUGAGUCAAUACUUGGGAUGGCCGUCCAUCUUCUGGUUCUGCGCCAUCUUUGUCGUGGUAUGGCUGGUUCCAUGGGUUGCCACCGUUCCCGAAAUGUGUCGAAACGUUGUUGGAAACGGCUCUAUACCUCCUCAGUCUUGGAACAUUACCUUGUUGGAGUUUCUGCGGAGAAGAAAGACUGGAGAUGUGCCGGAACCUGGGCCCAAGAGAAAGCUGCGGUUUCCCAAUCCUCUAGGCACUCUGGCCAUUGCCUUUGACAAGCAGAUGAGCCAAGUCCUGCUGAUUGCGGCCGUCAUUUACGUCAAUUUCAUCCUGGUUGCCGCCACUCUAUCGACCCAGUUUGCCGAGAUAUACAACUUUGGGGAAUUAGAAGUGGGGUUGUGCUUCCUACCAUACGGCCUGGGAUGCUGUUUGACGGUUGUUUUGCAAGGAUAUGUAGUGGAUUGGAACUACCGCCGCAUCGCAAAGAAGCUGGGGGUAGAUGCAAGCCACGGGCGCCGCAACGAGAUUGGGGACUUUCCCAUCGAGUCGGCACGCAUCCAGCCCAUCUAUCCCUCAUUGUUAGUCGGUGCUGCCGCUGUCAUCGGCUACGGCUGGGCGUUGCAGGCAGAGACGAGCGUAGCUGUUCCGCUCGUCCUCGUCUUUCUAAUUGGCAUGCUGGUCCCAAGCACUUUCAGCAUUCUCAACACGCUCAUUGUUGAUCUAUACCCCGGUUCAACAGCCACGGCAGCAGCAGCGAACAAUCUCGUCCGCUGUUUAUUUGGCGCUGCGGCCACGGCCGUUGUUGAUUAUAUGCUUGAUGCCAUGGGUCGAGGGUGGUGCUUUACGUUUCUUGCACUACUCAUGGUGGCAUGCUUGCCCUGGCUCAGGUUCAUUGAAAAGAGAGGUCCUCACUGGAGGGCAGAGAAGUUGCGGAGGAAAAACAGCACUCAAAACGGACAAGGGGGGCCGGGGCCGACGGAGGCCAAAUGA
Trichoderma atroviride IMI 206040 is the source of this 1539-nucleotide messenger RNA. The record is from RefSeq and is a predicted model, not a curated record. NCBI's taxonomy places the organism in Eukaryota, Fungi, Ascomycota, Sordariomycetes, Hypocreales, Hypocreaceae.